Fusarium keratoplasticum is the source of this 1719-nucleotide messenger RNA. RefSeq names its product PCI domain-containing protein. Lineage: Eukaryota; Fungi; Ascomycota; Sordariomycetes; Hypocreales; Nectriaceae. Gene Ontology annotation, biological process: regulation of protein catabolic process; ubiquitin-dependent protein catabolic process. The record is from RefSeq and is a predicted model, not a curated record. The transcript is spliced from 3 exons. The coding region runs from base 1 to 1719 and encodes 572 amino acids. Gene Ontology annotation, cellular component: proteasome complex; proteasome regulatory particle, lid subcomplex. Gene Ontology annotation, molecular function: enzyme regulator activity.
AUGCCUGGCAAGACGCCAAACAACGGCAAAAAGCCCCUCGAGAACGGCGUCCAGAAGAAGGACAGCUCAAAGGCCAAGGGCAAGAAGGCCGUCAAGGACGGUGACGAGGAGAUGACGGUGGUCGUGCCUCCCUCCAAGUCGUCGAAAAAGUCGGCACAGGCCCCGGCUGAUGCUGAAGGCGACGUAGCGAUGGACGAGGAGGAGGAGGAGACCAAGGUUGACCCUGUGGUGCAGACAGUCGCAGAUAUCAAGAGCAACUUUGCCCUGUUAGACCGCGCCGUUGCUCUCUUUGACGCCAGAUUCUCCCUCCGCGCCCUGCGAUCCAUCUCCAUCAUCCGCAAGCGCUUGACUCCCGACAUUAUUGCCCAGGUCAUUUCCGAGACCUUCCCCGCGACCUCUAGCUCUGUAGAUAGCGCCAAGCAACUCCUGGCCGCUAUCGAGCGUGAGAAUGUCCCCCUGGGACGCCAGGCCGGAUCAGAGAUGGAUAUCGACGAGCCCAAGACCACACCCAAGAACGGCUCCAAGAAGGAGAAGGAGAACAAGGAUAUUAUUCCUGAGAUCGACGUCUUCCUCGGCAUCCUCGUCCAGGUCUACCUCUUCGACUCGAAGCAGUUCCAGCGCGGAGCCGACUUCUCCAAGUACCUGUCGGAACGGAUCCAGUCCCUCAACCGCCGCACUCUCGACUCGCUGUCGGCCAAGGUCUACUUCUACUACUCCAUCUUUUGCGAGCACAUUGCUCCUCUGCCCCCAUCUCCCCAUUCUCCCGUCGUCGCCAUUCGGCCGACUCUCCUCGCCGCCCUCCGAACUGCCGUGCUACGAAAGGAUGUCGACACACAAGCAUCAGUGAUUGUCCUGCUGCUGCGAAACUACCUCUCGACCUCGCAUAUCAACCAGGCUGAUCUCCUGGUCUCGCACACUCAGUUCCCCGAGAACGCUGUCAACAACCAGGUAGCACGAUUCCUCUACUACCUUGGCCGUAUCCGAGCCAUCCAGCUGCGCUACACUGAAGCGCACGAGCAUCUCACGGCGGCGACCCGAAAGGCUCCCUCCAGCAACUGUGCCCUGGGUUUCUCCCAGACAGCAACCAAGCUCUUGUAUGUGGUGGAGCUUCUGAUGGGAGAUAUCCCUGACAGGGCCAUGUUCCGACAGCCUACCAUGGAGAUUGCCCUCCACCCCUACUUCCUGCUGGUCAAGUCGGUGAGAGUUGGCAACCUUGAAGACUUUGAGACAACAAUUGCGGACCACGCCGACACUUUCCGACGGGAUGGUACUUACAGCCUCAUCCUGCGCCUCCGACAGAACGUCAUCAAGACAGGCAUUCGCAUGAUGUCUCUGUCAUACUCUCGCAUCUCCCUUCGGGAUAUCUGCAUCCGCCUGCAGCUUGGCAGCGAGGAGUCGGCCGAGUACAUUGUGGCCAAGGCGAUCCGCGACGGUGUGAUUGAGGCUACUCUGGACCGAGAGAGGGGCUUCAUGAAGAGCAAGGAGGUGGGCGAUGUGUAUGCCACCCGUGAGCCGGGUGAGGCGUUCCACGACCGAAUCCGAGCGUGUCUGUCUCUGCAUGAUGAGAGUGUCAAGGCUAUGCGAUUCCCCAUGAACCAGCACCGGCUGGAGCUGAAGAACGCCCAGGAGGCUCGGGAACGCGAGCGCGAGAUGGCCAAGGAGAUACAGGAGGGUGAUUUGGAUGAGGAUGAUCUCGGUGGCGACUUUGAUGGCAUCUAA